AUGCACCUGCUCGCGCACACCACCACCACCACCACCGCACACCGCCAGCUCCUCGCCCGGCAGUGGCUCGCCCUCUACCAGCAAGGGCCGCGCUGGGUCCCGCCCCUAGUCCACACGGGCGUGCUCGCCAACCUGUACCUCGCCUUCGCCCAACCCAACCACCCGCAACACCCGCAACACCCCCAGCAACAGCACCUCCACCUCGCCGCCGCCGCCCUCGCCUUCGCCGUCCUCCCGCUCACCUUCCUCGUCUUCGAGCCGGGCAUCAACGGCGCGUGCAAGUGGAAGGCGGCCGCGCUGCUGCGGCAGCGGCAGGAAGGCCGGGGAGGCCGGGGAGACCGUGGGGAAGAAGGAGGGGGAGAGGCGGGGGAGGAGGAGGAGGAGGAGGACGGAAGAAGGAACGGGCUGGCCACGACGGCCACAACCACGACGUUGUUGCGGCCGAGCGUGCGGCGGCAUUCGGGCGGGGCGGCGACGCGUGCGUGGGCGGAGCGCGCCGACAUGGCGGAGUUGGUGGUCGCGUGGGCGCGGCUGAAUCACUUGCGGUGGGUUUUGGCGUUGUUGGCUGGGGUGGUGAGUUUUGCGGGGUUGGUUGUUGGUGGUGGUGGGUAUGGUGGGGCUGGGGGAGCGAGGUGA
Chaetomium globosum CBS 148.51 is the source of this 636-nucleotide messenger RNA. RefSeq lists its product as uncharacterized. Lineage: Eukaryota; Fungi; Ascomycota; Sordariomycetes; Sordariales; Chaetomiaceae. The record is from RefSeq and is a predicted model, not a curated record. The coding region runs from base 1 to 636 and encodes 211 amino acids. The transcript has a single exon.